CUGUGGGGGUCGCCGAGCCAAUAGAACCUACCCUCAUCGUUCUUUUGUCACCUCGACCUGUCUACACAAGAAAGAGGGAGGGAAAAAAGGUUUGCUGGAGGAGGAGGAGAAUAGCACAAUCAUGUAGUCCCUUCAUAUUCGCCGUACGGUUAUGGUGAUUCAAACCAAGGCCUGAAUAUCGCACCAUCAUUCAGCAAAGGGAGAGAGAUUAUCUGGAGAAAAAAUCGUUCAGAGCGUGUCCAAAGAUUCUAAAUUGAGUCGUGUGUAAGAAAGAUCAUCAUAAUUUGUAAUCAUGUGUAUCAAGUGUGAUACAGGUGACAGCGUAAUCUAAAAUCUUAGUCGAUUGUUUCUUUUUGGAGGAAUAUUCUCGCCUGUGGAGGUUGGAUAUUAUAAUAGUCGAAGAGAGAACUUGUUGCCGUAAUCAUCGUUUGUGUAACACUGAAAAGCUCUAUGGGUGGAGUGUAGGACAAGUCAUAUUUUGAGGUUUGACUCUCUUCAAGGUUCCAAUGUGUCUCAAGAUGUAAAUGGACAAGGCCGAUGAACAAGAAAGAUUGGAACAAGUGGCAACACUAAGUUAAAAUAUACUAAAACCUAGGUAGACCUGUAUUUGAUGGCAUCGCAGCAACUGAUUUCACGGUACAAUCCUCUUCGGAGACACCAUCAAGAUGGGACUGCGAUGACCGCUUUACCGCCGAUAUCGCGUACGAACAGCCACGACGAAAGCGACGAAAUCAAGAAAGACGAAACGCAGCGACGACAUCGGGGCCUGACGUCCAUCAAAGACUUCGUCAAGAAGCAGAAUAGGCACAAGCAACGCGGAUCGACACCGUCUAGAGACUGUGAGAAAACAAGCGGGGAAAACUCUUCGGUCGUCGUCCAGGAAAUCCGUCCAACAUCGGCGGGGUCACAGACGUCGUCAUCGACCCGAUCGAGGAAGUAUGUGAGUAGGAGAAAUACCAAUUCAAAAGGGGAGCAACGGUUGGGGAAACUGCAAGCCAGUGGCUCGAAGCGGAUGAGCUAUCCGCCAAGCGAAUUUCAUCGACAGGAGUUAGCGUCAACAUCUUUUGCGCGACUUAGAAAGGACAAUUCAAAAUCAUGCCCAAUGUUGUGUGACACCGCCAUGUAUGAAUUCGAUGAUGAAGAUGAUGCCCCCCAUCAAAAUCAAAGUAUAGAAGAAAAAAAUAUCCUACAUGAAAAUGGGAUGGAAAUAUUCAAGAACGGUGACAGAACAAAUGGCGAUAGGUUAAGAGUAAAGCCAAAGAUCAAGAACUCCGUUUAUUCAAAGAAAGAUGAAAGCACAAGUGCUCGACCACCAAAGCCACCAUCUUGGCAAAACCUACAAACUACUUCCCAACAAAGUCUACCAGAAUCCGAGAUGAGAACAAACAAAAAGUCUAGUCAUGCUUCAGAAAUGCUGAAAAAGAUAGGUCGCUCAAAGAGUGAGGAAAUUGGGAUGCAAAGAUAUGACAGAAUUCCAGAUUCCGCGAGCUAUAGACCAUCCAAAGCACCUUCGUGGCAAACAGUUGCUACUCAAGUGGGGCCAUUUGAUGCAGAUGGAAAUAAAGAACCAACAGCUAUUUGGACGGGAUAUGACACAAGCGAAGGAGCUGGGAUUCAUAGACAACCAGAGACUUCAAAUUACAAACCGCCAAAGCCGCCAUCUUGGCAAACCGUGCCUGCCGAACCCGAGGAUGUAGCAAUCGAUACCAAACCAACUGAAAUUAACGUGCCAACGAUUACGAUACCGUCCAACCCAUCGGGUCCUUUAACAGCACGAGCAGACGGGCGAUGCGCGAGUGCCGGUUCGUCGAGAUCGACAAGGUCACCCGGUAAAAUUCAGGUCGACGAGGAAGUCGACAAUGAUGACAGUAACUCACCAGAGACUAUGCAAGCAUCAGCCUCGAAUAAAGCACGUGGUUUACGGCGCUCGAAUAUCAAGCGUACGCGGAGUCGGAUGAUCGACGAGCGCGAGAUACCCAUGCAAGAUUCGGUCAUUCCUCUAUCUCAAACAAAGCCGUCAGAGUUUCACCUCCGCGAGACGCACCAUGACAACGACGUCUAUUUGAGCGAGAAUGUUGAGCGAUGUCGGCAAUGGCUAUCGGGUUUGCUGGGCGACGGAGGUGAUACGUUGACGAGAGCGAAUGCGAACUCGCAUCGAGGAGCUGCCGCACGCCACGUCGAUUGGGGUGACGAUGACGAACUCGUCACGUGUGAUUUAGAACUGUCACGUGAUAAAUGGAUGUAUGUCGGGUCACCAUACCCUUCCUCUAGUUCUGAGGAUGAGGAUUCUUAAAUUCAUUGUGAUAAGUCUACUUCGGCUGACGACAGUAAACGAUGCCAUUCCUGCAGCGCAGUGCUCGGCCGUGACGUUUUAUGGCACCUUUGAUGUUGCGAUGACGACGCUGCUAUAAAUGCCGCCUUUCCACCUUGAUAUCAUGAAAUUAAAGUGACAACAGAGGUAGCCUAAAUAGCCAUGGCAAACAUAGCUAGUUUAUUUUGGGAUAGUCGCGACAGCGGAAGUCGCUUCUGAUUAGUCAGUUAUUUCACUUAGCUCCAACUUGGUUCAUCCCAUAGAGAUUGUAAUUUGUUUGUGCUUGUCAAGCAAAGCAGUGUUCACCAUAAACUAUCUAAAACCGGGUUUGCCAAACUCUUUGACAAAGGAGACCACGUCCUUAUUCGGUGACCAAUCUUGUACUAAAUUAAGAUCAUUCUCAUCUGAGACUCACCUGUACUUUACAUCAACUCGUUAAUGCAUUUGAUAAAUCGAACACUCCCAAAAAACAAAAGAACAUUGUCAUGUAGAUGAAUUUCCCUCUUUUACCAAAAUCCAGUGUUUGUGACUCCCGGAGCAGCCUACACAUUUUACAAUCGUCGGCCAAUUCCUCAAACAUUUUUUCAUUUUGUUCAAAUAUAUACAUGUAAGCAAAUUGUUUUGCCAAUAUGUAGUGCAAAAUGAUUAAAUUAUUUUGAUUUUUGGGGAGAGAUUGUUAAAAUGAGUCCAGUGUUUUGGAUGGAUGGAGGGAAAACAUGUGAUGUGGAUUAUUCGGAAAGAGUUUAUGCUUGGUUGAUAGUAAAUCAUCAAAAAGAAACGAACGCAAACCAUGAUACCUUAUAGUCGAAUACGCAGAUUUGUCAUAUCCCUGUACAAAACGCAAUUGGUUUAUUUUAGUUUUGAUUAUUGUUUGAAACAAUGCAUUUAUGGAAAUGGACCCUUCCCAUUCAAUUCGGAAUAAAUAUUAGAUCUUGAAUUCCUUGCAAAUUUGUGUCCCAAUAUUUAAAUCAAGAUGAAUGUAUGAAAUUUAUGAAGAUUGACAUGAUUAUUUUUCUUCGUGAUGUUUUCGAUAACGUAAAAUUAAUAUAAGAUACAAAGUGAAUAGUUAGAUGUAAUGCAUGUCAAAUGAAGGAAAGCACCUACUUUAGAUGUUGAUUGAAUGAUUGCUAAAUCCGUCAUUAUGUUGCUUAUUGAAUUGAAAUGUCAAAAAUUCAUGAUGCCAUGUGUAUUGAUUAAAUUGUAUUUUCUAAAGUUGAA
This is a messenger RNA of Strongylocentrotus purpuratus (purple sea urchin), 3529 nucleotides long. RefSeq lists its product as uncharacterized. Lineage: Eukaryota; Metazoa; Echinodermata; Echinoidea; Camarodonta; Strongylocentrotidae. The record is from RefSeq and is a predicted model, not a curated record. The transcript is spliced from 3 exons. The coding region runs from base 611 to 2293 and encodes 560 amino acids.